Brenthis ino (lesser marbled fritillary) is the source of this 1722-nucleotide messenger RNA. Lineage: Eukaryota; Metazoa; Arthropoda; Insecta; Lepidoptera; Nymphalidae. The record is from the annotation of a GenBank genome assembly.
AUGGAAUUUAAUACGAAACAUCGAAAAUUAUCAAAAAACAAAAAUUCUAUUCGUACAACUGCAUCUGCUAAAUCCCGGUUAACAAAGAAACGAACUGUUACACGAAAAAGGAAAUGCGUAUGUCUUCCUGAAAAUUAUUCAGUAGUAGAAUUUCCUGCAAUAUGGAACGAAUUAAGAUUAAACGGUCAACUUUGUGACGGUACAAUCGUAUGCAGAGAUAAAAAAUCUAUACAAGUUCAUCGAGCAAUACUUUCAGCAGUUAGUCCUUAUUUUAAAGCUAUAUUCAUUAACUCCCUGAAGAAAGGCAAAUCAGAAGAAACUGAAAUAGUGGUCGAUGUACCAUCUUAUUACAUGAGCUUAAUACUUGAUUACGCUUAUACAGGAACAUGCAUGGUCACUGCUGAUAAUGUUGAAAAUUUGUUACCAUAUGCUGAUCAAUUUGAUGUUGUUGGCGUAAUUCAACUAUGUUGUCAAUUUCUUUUACAAGAACUUCAACCACAUAAUUGUCUCGGCAUAUUUAAAUUUGCUAGAUGCUAUUUUUGUAGCGACUUAGAAAAGAAAGGGAAAUUGUAUAUAAGACAGAACUUCGCUAGAAUAUUAAAAGAAUGCAAUGAAUUUAAAUUAUUAUCAUUCGAAGAACUAGAAGAUAUCUUGAGAGAUGAUGAAUUAAAUGUUAAAAAUGAAGAAAUAGUAUUCCAAGCAAUAAAAAUAUGGGUGGAGCAUGAUUUACUGAAUAGGAAAAUGUAUAUUCCAUCGUUAUUAACCUGUAUACGAUAUGGUCAUAUAAGUUAUAAGUACUUUAAGUCAAAAAUUUUACAAUGGCAGCCAGUCAUCGAUGAUGAAAAAUGUCAAGAAGCAUUAUAUCCCGCAGUACUGUUUCUCACUGUUUUGGAUUCAAGACCAGAUACGGAAGCAGAUCUCAACGAGCCGCUAGCAAGACCUCGAAUACCAUAUGAAAUUCUUUUUGCCGUAGGUGGCUGGAGUGCUGGGAGUCCUACUAGUUUUGUUGAAACUUAUGAUACACGUGCGGACCGCUGGUUUCUUUCCAUCCAUAUGGAUUUAUCACCGCGCGCGUACCACGGACUGUGUACUUUAAAUAAUCUAAUCUACAUGAUCGGCGGGUUCGAUGGAAGCGAUCACUUCAACACAGUGCGGUGUUACGACCCCGUAACAAAUACUUGGCACGAGCGAGCCUGCAUGUAUCAGGCAAGGUGCUACGUCAGUGUCGUUGUCCACGUCGGUGGUUUUAAUGGCCAAGAAGUUUUGAGUUCUGCUGAGAUUUUUGACCCAGACACGAAACAGUGGAGUUUUAUUCGAUCAAUGCUAAGUCCGCGUUCAGGAGUUAGUCUGAUCGCGUAUCGAGAAUCUUUAUAUGCAUUGGGUGGAUUCAAUGGCUAUAGUCGUCUUAAUACCGGGGAGCGGUUCUGUCCGCAGCGUGGUGAGUGGCAGGAAGUGACUGAAAUGUUUAGCGUCAGAAGUAACUUUGCCACUGUUUUGCUAGACGAUAUGAUUUUUGUUAUUGGCGGAUUUAAUGGUAACACCACAAUACCUCAUGUAGAAUGUUACGAUGGUGACACUCUAGAAUGGUACGACGCAGCUCCCAUGAAUUUAACUCGUUCCGCCUUAAGUGCGUGUGUUCUCGCCGGCCUUCCAAAUGCAAGAUCUUUCUCCUAUUUAGCAAAAGCUGUCCCUGCAGCUGGGGCGGACCAGGCUCAUCACUCG